Molecule: messenger RNA, 1025 nt
Organism: Teleopsis dalmanni
Lineage: Eukaryota; Metazoa; Arthropoda; Insecta; Diptera; Diopsidae
Product: 3-oxoacyl-[acyl-carrier-protein] reductase FabG-like
Exons: 1
Coding region: 166-933 (255 amino acids)
Molecular function (GO): oxidoreductase activity
Source: RefSeq, a predicted model, not a curated record
AAAGCGUAAACGAAUAAAAACAAAAAGACAUAAAUUUCAAAAAAUUUAGUAAAGUAAAAAAUUAAACAAAGCAAUAAUUGAGUUGAUUUGCUGGGGGUGAAGUGAUAGUGAAGUGGUAGCUCAAUUGCGUAACAAACAGAAUCGAAAAAUUCAUUGACCUUCACUAUGAACUUUGCUGGCAAAGUUGUGCUUAUCACUGGCGCUAGUUCCGGUAUUGGAGCCGCAACAGCCGUAAAAUUCGCCAAAUUAGGUGCUGUGCUAGCCUUGAAUGGACGCAACGAAGCCAAUUUGGAAGAAGUUGCUAAAAAAUGUGCUGCAGUUGGACAAAAACCACAUUUAGUUAUUGGUGAUGUAUCCAAUGAAGCCCAAACCAAAUGUGUUUGGCAAGAUACCAUUGAUAAAUAUGGCAGACUUGAUGUUUUAGUAAAUAAUGCGGGCAUCAUUGAAACUGGUACAAUCGAGAACACUAGUUUGGAGCAAUAUGAUCGUGUUAUGAAUACAAAUUUGCGAGCAAUAUAUCAUUUAACAAUGCUGGCGGUGCCGGAAUUAAUAAAAACAAAGGGAAAUAUUGUCAAUGUUUCCAGUGUGAAUGGUAUACGUUCGUUUCCCGGUGUUCUAGCAUAUAAUAUAUCUAAAAUGGGUGUAGAUCAGUUUACGCGCUGUAUUGCCUUAGAACUGGCAGCAAAAGGUGUGCGUGCAAAUUGUGUAAAUCCAGGGGUGACCGUGACGAAUCUGCAUAAACGUGGCGGCAUGGAUGCGGAAGCAUAUGCAAAAUUUUUAGAACAUUCAAAAACUACUCAUGCACUUGGUCGCCCUGGUACUGCUGAUGAAGUAGCUAAUGCUAUUACAUUUUUGGCUAGCGAUUUAGCAACGUUUAGCACAGGCGUUAGCUUACCUGUUGAUGGCGGCAGACAUGCAAUGUGUCCACGUUAAAUGAGAAAUCGAAUCAUCUUUCGAAAUUUUUAACACAAUGAAAUUUAUGUGCAUUUAUUAAUAUUAAAGUAAAUAAAAAUUUUUGUAAAUUA